AAAACAAGACUUUCAUAGAUCGGAUCUAACCCUGAGAGAGAGACUCCACCAUUGCUGCCUGCUUCUGUUGCGAAGACAACAAGAGAAGGUAAAAUUAUCCACCAAUUUCUAGGUCAGAAGCUAGAUUCAUCAAUCAAGCUCCGAAAUUUACUUCCUACCAUACGCAACUUCAAUCUCAAGUUUCCAGUAAAUUAAGGCCACCAGUCAUUGUAGAGAUCGCAGUUCCACGCCGCAGGUUUUUCAACUGUCUGGAGUAAUUUCACUAAAGAUUUGCGACGAUCAUAAUUCAUAAGUCAUGUUCAAGCAAUCGCCACGCAGAAACGGAAGAAACAAAGGAUUGAAGAUAAAACAUGUGUUACAGAUCUGUGUUUUGCUUGGUGUAAGCAUAUGGUUGCUUUAUCAACUACAGCAUUCAAAGAAACCAGCAUCUGUGACAAGCAUCUCGGAGAGAUUAUUACAGAAUGACGAUAACACUGACACAAUCAAAUUAGGGAGAAAGGGGCUUCUUACACCUAAAGUGGAGGAAGUGAAUGAUGAUCACCAUGAAGAUGAAGAAGUAGAUGAAAACAACCCUGAAGAGCUUGUUCAUGAUCAUGAUCGUGAUACCAGUGAGGAAGAUGAAGAAGGGAAUAAUGAACAGGAGAAAACUGAAGAGGAGAGUGGUGUGAAGGAUACAGAAGAAGGGGAAAGUGAAAAGGAAGAUGGGAUUGAAAAGAUGAAUGAGACUGAAAACGAAAGUGAAAAUGAAAGUGAAGAGAGUAAACAUGAAGAUGAAGAAGAUAAUAAGUUAGGUUCAUCAGUGGAUCAAAAUGAGGAAAAAAGUGAUGGGAAUGAUCAAAGUGUGAGAGAGGAGAAUAGGAAAGGAGAUGAUGCUUCAAGUGAAGUGAUUGAUGAGUCUCAGAAGACAGGGGAGAGUGAAUCAAAAGAGCAUACUGUGUUUACAGACUCUACAAAUGCUGCACAAACCGAGUCAACUCAGACAGAAGGUUCCGACUCUACCAACACUGAGUCGACUCAGACGGAAUCCAAGGAGGGAACUGAAGGCGAUAGUGGUACAAACAAUGAAGGAGGUUCGGACUCAAACUCGAACUCGAACUCAGCACAAAACGAGUCAACUCAGACAGAGUCUAGUAAUAAUGGUGACAGUUCUGAGUCAACAGAAACUGGAACUGAGUCCAAGGAUGAAAGUGCGAACUCAGCACAAAACGAGUCAACACAGAGUGAGUCGAACGAGCAAAGUGGAAGCACGGAAUCUACCAACAAUGGGGAGAGUUCUGAGUCAAACUCAGCACAAAAUGAGUCAACACAGACGGAGUCCAAGGAGCAAAUUGAGUCAACACAAGAGUCCAAGGAAGAAACUGUGAGUACAGACUCUACCUCCAAUGGAGAAAGUUCUGAGUCAAACUCAGCUCAAAACGAGUCAACCCAGACCGAGUCUAAGGAGCAAACUCAAGGUACAGAUUCUAACAACAAUGAAGGAAGUUCGGAGUCAAACUCAUCGCAAAAUGAGUCAACCCAGACUGAGUCUACUGAGCAAACUCAAAGUACAGACUCUAACAAUGGAGGAAGUUCUGAGUCAAACUCAGCACAAAAUGAGUCAACACAGACAGAGUCCAAUGAGCAAACUCAAAGCACCGACUCAAACCCGUCGACUCAGACAGAGUCCAAUGAGCAAAAUCAAAGCACAGACUCAAACUCAGCACAAAACGAGUCAACCCAAACCAAUGAGCAAACUCAAAAUACAUACUCUGACAACAAUGGAUCGAGUUCUGAAUCAAACUCAGGACAAAGUGAGUCAACUCAGACACAAUCCAAUGAGCAAACUCAAAGCACUGACUCCAACAACAAUGGAGCGAGUUCUGAUACAAACACAUCACAAAACGAGUCGACCCAGACAGAAUCCAACGAGCAGACUCAGAGCACGGAUUCUAACAAUGGAGCGAGUUCCGAUUCAAACUCAGCGCAAAACGAGUCAACUCAGACAGAGUCUAAUGACCAAACUCAAAACACGGAUUCAAAUGCAAACUCAGCACAAAACAACGAGUCAACCCAAACAGAAUCUAAUGAGCAAACUCAAAGCACUGAAUCUAAUAACAAUGGAGCCAGUUCAGAGUCAAACUCAGUACAAAACGAGUCAACUCAGACAGAGUCAAACACAGAUUCAAAUACAAACACAUCACAAAACGAGUCAACUCAAACAGAGUCCAAUGAGCAAACCCAAAACACAGAUUCAAAUUCAAACUCAGCACAAAACGAGUCAACCCAGACAGAAUCCAAUGAGCAAAAUCAAAGCACCGAUAACAACGGAGCGAGUUCAGAUUCAAACUCAGCACAAAACGAGUCAACUCAAACAGAGUCCAAUGAACAAACUCAAAGCACAGAUUCUAACAACGGAGCGAGUUCAGAUUCAAACUCAGCACAAAACGAGUCAACUCAAACAGAGUCAAAUGAACAAACUCAAAGCACGGACGCCAACUCCAACAACAAUGGAGCGAGUUCAGAGUCAAACUCAGCAGAAAACGAGUCAACUCAGACAGAAUCCAAUGAGUCUAACAACAACAAUGAAGUGAGUUCAGAUUCUUCAUUACCACAAGAUGUGAAAGAUGCUCGAACAGAUCUUGAAACAUUGCCACAGACUGGAAACGAAGGAAGCAACACUCAUGAUACAGCAACAGCAGAAGAGUAAAGCUAAGCAACUCAUCUCUCUCUCACAUUAUAUGCUUUUUUAUGCGUUACAUUUCCAUUCUUUUUGUGUUGUUGAAUGCACGUGUAAUGUAAUGUAGUAUUUUACUUUCUUGCGUUUUGAGGGUUUUAAAUUUCUUUUUAGUAGAAUUGUUAUUUAAUUUACUUACGGAUAUUGUUUGGAAUAAGAUUUUUGUAAUUAUCUAUAUAAAGUUAUUUAUAA
Messenger RNA from Lactuca sativa (garden lettuce), 2905 nucleotides. RefSeq lists its product as uncharacterized. Lineage: Eukaryota; Viridiplantae; Streptophyta; Magnoliopsida; Asterales; Asteraceae. The record is from RefSeq and is a predicted model, not a curated record.